This is a messenger RNA of Closterium sp. Naga37s-1, 4173 nucleotides long. The record is from the annotation of a GenBank genome assembly. Lineage: Eukaryota; Viridiplantae; Streptophyta; Zygnematophyceae; Desmidiales; Closteriaceae.
AUGCAGGCGACGCAAAUGCACUCUCACGUGCCAAGCCAAGCUCCCAUGCAAGUGGAGUCGGGCGCGUGCGGGCCGUUCACGGUGGCGCAGUGGCAGGAGUUGGAGCAGCAGGCGCUCAUCUUCAAGUACCUCGUCGCGGGAGCCCCUUGCUUAACAUUCCCCUUUUUUUUGCCAUUUCCCGCCCUGCCCUCGCUCCAUCAUGCCCACGCGCCUACGCGCUCGCGUGCACAGGUGGUGGCGGAGCAGAAGUACUGCGAGCGCCACUUGCACCGCGGGCGCAACCGAGCACGCAAGCUCAACGACAAGGCCACGCCCGGAACCUCCCUCGUGGCUGACGAUGGGGAAACCACCCCUACAGCCACCACUGCCACCACCGCCACCACUGCGACCACGGGCACUGGUGCCGCGGAUGGAUGUCUCACGAGCGAUGGAGUGCGGGCUAUGGAGUCUGUGGACGAUGGGCGGGGCGCCAGCACUGGUGUGAUGGACGCCAGUGCAGGGGGUGGUGGGGUGGGGACUAGUGGUGGGGCUGGCGGGGUUGCCGACAGGACAGGCAGUCCGUCGAGUGGCAACAGCGGUGGAGAUUUUGCGUCUGCGGAGUGUGCAGCAGGAAGGGAGAAUGAUGCGUGUGGAUGGGUUGCGGGAGGGCGCGUGGGAGGGGGUGGUGGUGCGGAGAAGAGUGGGGCAACGGGCGAGGGGAAUGGAAGGAGGGAGGGUGAGCCGUGUCACGGGGUGGUAACGGCGCCAGCCUCUGCUGCUGGUGCGGCUUCUGAGCCUGCAGGUGUCGUCUGUGUGCCUGCAGCUGUGGUGUGUGUGUCCACCAGAGAUGUGAUUUCCCCAGUGCCUUUGCCCACAGGAGUGGUGUCUGUGGUGUCUACACCCACCGGGGCAGUGGCAGGCGGACACCCGCCUCCUCUUGCUCUCCCGCCCCCUGCUCAUGCUGUGGAGGGCCGCUCUCAGCAGGUGCAACAGCAGCAGCAGCAGCAGCAGCAGCAGCAGCAGCAGCAGCAGGAAAGAUUGCCUGCUGGUUCCCCUCUGGCUGGGUCCCUGCCUGGAGUCGUUUCCGUGGUACAGCCAAGCCCGAAACUGACCCAAUCUGAACCCAACACUCAACCCAACACACUCGCUUCUACGCGUACUGUCAACCCUGCUGUUGUUGCUGCCAUGGCUAAUGCAUCGCCACAGCAACGGGAAAUGGGGAACAUCCAGGGAUCUUCCAAAACUAGUGGUGCUGCUGCUACCCUCAUGAAAGGGGACAAGCAGAUUGGCGCUGCUCCCAUGGAUGUGGAUGCACAGAAGCAAGGGAGCCAGGUUAUUGCCAAUGGAGUGGUUGUAUCGCAGGCGAGAUCUGAUGCGGGUGCAGGAAAGGGGGUGGAAAGGCCAACAUGUGUCAGUGGGAGCUGCAACGAGGAGGUUGUUAUCGUUGAUGGGAAGGACGCCUGCCGCUUGGUGUCUGGCGAAGGAGCGAAGAUGGGGCAACUUUCUCAGAUGCGUUCCAGAGCAUCGCCAAAUUGUGUGCUGCCAUCUCCAUUUCAUGGUUCAGAUGGUGGGAGUGGUGCAGAGAGCCCAGUGGACAUCUCUCCACUUGGGCCUGGCGUGGAGCCGAGCAUUCGAGGCGAGGUGUGGCCGUUCCUCCUGGGGCUAUACUCGCCCAACAGCACGCACGAGGAGCGGGACGCCAUGAGGGAAGCACGGCGUGAUUUCUACGCGAGGUUGAAGCAGGAGUGCAACGAGGUGGAUCCGGUGGUGGGCAGUGGCGUGGUCGUGGACUUCCCCCGCGUGCUCGAGGACGGCUCUGACGUCCCCCUCCCCUCCUACUACAGCGGCCCGCACAUCGACGACCCCUCUUCCACACAUGUAGAUGUGAAUAGAGGAGGAGCAGCAGGGCGGGACGGUGGAGAGGGGCAGAGUGCGGUGCUGACGGAGCGGGAGAGGCUGGUGGGGCGCGUGGGGGAGGAGCGGGUGCGCAAGUGGCGCUUGGGGCUGCAUCAGAUAGGCGUGGACGUGCAGAGGGCGGAUCGCACGCUCGUGUUCUACGAGGAGGAGGGCAACCGCUCGCGUCUGAUGGAGGUUUUAGCGGUUUAUUCCUGGUUCGACCCCGACGUGGGGUACUGUCAAGGUAUGAGCGACCUCAUGUCGCCCUUCAUUGUCACCUUCCCCAACAACGCUGAUGCUUUCUGGUGCUUCGAACGCCUCCUGCGCCCCAUUCGGAGCGACUUCAUGGGAACAUCAGCGAGCAUAGGCGUGCAGAAGGAGAUUGACAACCUCAAGAACAUCACGCGUGUGCUCGACCCCGAGCUCUACGCGCAUCUUGACGAGAUAGGAGCGGGGUCCAUGUUCUUCACAGUGCGCCCCAUCAUGGCCAUGUUCCGCCGGGAGCUCUCCUUCGCUGACUCCAUCUACUUUUGGGAGAUGAUGUGGUCGUGGGAUUACGAUGCUCGGGAUGCGGAUCUACUAGCCAUGGCGGACCAAUCCGUGUUAAAUCACCACGCCGUGAACUUCCCUCAUUCCGCCGCCUCCCCGCAUGCCCUCCACCAAAACUCGUUUGCGGCCGCCACCACCGCUGCUGCAGAAGCAGCCGCAGCGGCCGUGGCAGCGUGUGAGAGCUCUGGCUCUGGCUCCUCUGGGGUCGAAGCGAUCCCGUCUGGUGCGGCCAAAGCUGCUGCCAAGGCUGCUGCUGCGGAAGCUGUUGCUGCGGCCGUCUCGUCUUCUGGGAGAUCUGGGGUGGACGGGGUGACGCCUGGUGCUGCCCGGAUGGCCGGUGCUGCGGCUGCAGUGGUGCGGGUUGCUGGGAGGGAGGAGGAGGGGCAGCAGGGGGGGAAAGGGAGGGCCAGCCCUUUGAGACCAGGCACACGCUCCACCGCAGCAGCAUGGGCGAGUGUGGAAGCAGCAGUCACCUCUGGCGCUCUCACGGACACCAAAAGGAACUCCUCGUCCGACCCUGCCGGUCCCGGUGGCGGCAGUGCUGCUAAUUCCCGCGCCAGCACCCCCUCACUCCCCGCCAACCGCCUCCCCUCCCGAAAGCACCACAGCGAGCGCAAAGUCCCCGCCGCCGCCACCACCCCCCCCACCACCAACAACAGCACAGGCAGCCGGGCCAUAGAUGGGGCUCGCUCCCGCAGCUGGGCGGGCGUGGGGCCGUACAGGAAAGACGUGAUCCGUUACGUUACCCUAGAUGCUUCUGCUGGCAAGCUAGCUGCUAGCAAGAGCGCCAAGUACCUCUCCUCGCGGCGCUCUGCUGUGGCUCUCUGGCACAAGGCGCAGAAGCUCGCAGGACCGGUGGGUACGGCUGCUGCUACCGCUGCCAUGCCGGGUGAUGCUGUGGUGUUUGCUGUCUCGGCGUUUGCCGGCCGACCAAUCACACCAACGUAUGCUGCUGCUGCCGGUGCAGGUGCCGGUGCCGGUGCCGGUGCUGCUGCUGCUGCUGGUGGUGCUGGUACAGCUUCAGUUCCGCCGCAGCUGAAUCUGCCUCCGAAGGCCCAUCGACGGACAGGAUCGUUCGGGCUUGGAAGAAGAGGCAGCAAGAAGCACCCCCACACCGCUGCACCUGCUUCCCCCACACCACAGCAGGCGCCCUCAGCAGCAACAACCGAAUCCGCGCUAGAAGCAGCAGAAACAGCAGUAGAAAAAGCAGCAGAAGCAGGAGCGGUAACAGGAGCAAGUGCAGCAGAUGCGGCGGCAGCAGCGGCAGAGGAGGCGGGGGCGAUAGUGCCCCCGCAGCCGUCGGCGUUCUAUGCUCUUCCAGAGUCGGCGGGGGUGGCGGUGCCGUACGUGCGGAGGGAGGAGCAGGAGCGCAUGACGACCUUCUGUGUGCUCGCCAUUGUGCUCAAACUGAGGGACGAGUUUAUCGACGACGCCUCUGGGCUCGACGAUGUGGUGGAUGUGAGUGUAAAGGGGGAGGGGGUUUGCAGGGGAGAGAGGGGGCGGGCGGGCGGUGGUGGUGUGCCGUAUGUGCGGAGGGAGGAGCAGGAGCGCAUGACCACCUACUGUGUGCUCGCCAUUGUGCUCAAACUGAGGGACGAGUUCAUUGAUGACGCUACUGGGCUCGAUGAUGUGGUCAAUGUGAGUGUAAAGGGGGGAAGGAGAGAGAGGGGAGGGCGUGUGGGUGUGGGGCAGCAGUGGGGGAGUCCUGGGUAUAGAGCUUCAAUGCAGCAGCAGGGUCGUGGGACGUGA